ACACAUCUUAUCAAGGGUGUUUACAUUUCACACACGGCUCACAGGACUGCCUAGGUUAGUCGUUGAGCUUGCUUGCAGUCCAACACGAUCCGUAGAGCCGGUAGCUCUCGCCACGCCCUGGCACCGGAGGAAGACUAAAACGCCUAUUUGCUGGUCGGGAAAGCCACGUGCCUCAGUUCGUACGGGAAAAGCCAUUUCGUCGGACGUUUUAUCCCAAAAAAAUGUCAGUUCGACCGACCGAUUAGGUGAUGAGUAGUCUGAUUAGGGUCUCGGCCAUUGCCAAGUUUAAAACAGCUUCCCGAGUCUCGUAUUUCCCAAGUUUAGAAGAUGACGGAGGUUCUUUUCCGGAAUAGUUUCGUCUCUCCAGGAUGAUGUCGUCUCCAUCCCCCGUUUCGCCGUGUGUUUCGCCGUGUGUUUCGCCGUGCCGUUCGCGUAACAUCCGCUCGCUUUAUGAAAACGUAGGUCGCUAUAACGAAUCCACGGCAAACCGUAAUGCCGUCUCUCGCAAUGCUAGCAGCAGCAGCCGACGAUGACGCUCCCUCUCCUCGUUCCCCUCAGGCUGUUCCCGGUCCGCUCUCCCCAGCUCCCGGCGGCCGUCGUCGCCUCAAGCUCGACAAAGCCGGCCGGCCCGCUGUGCCUUGCGCCGCCACUAGCGGAGUCGCCAGUCGCGGGUUUUCCGGCGAGUUUGACGCCGGGGUUAAUGGCGCGUUUAGUGGCCAAUUUGACAGGGUAUUCAGAGACGAAGGGGGAAUUUACCCCCCUCCCCCGGGACUCCGCACUAGCGACCUCGAGAUUGCCGCGGAUGCGCUGCUAGAAGCGGACCCUGACUCCCCCACCGCCGCCGGCGCUGAUGCCUCCGCUUGCGCGGACGAUGACGUCAGCAUCGACAUUCCCGUUGACUUGGAUAGACUUUUCCGAAGAUGUGCUGAGCAGCAGCAAAUGCUGCGCGAGGCGGAAGCAAAGGGGGUGGGGGGGGGAACUGGCGGAGGGGGAGUGGGGGGAGAUGCUGCAAGGCACCUGUCUAUUUUGGCGGAAGCGGGAAAGCAGAGGAUAAACAAACUGUGGGCGGUUCUAGGGACAGGUGGUAAGGCUGCUCUAGGCGCAACAGGGGCUGUGUUCCCCUCGAGCGGGUCUAAGGGAAGUGAUGACUCUGAGGGGAGGGCGAAGGGGAGUAGGGGAGAAGGACGCGGGGAGGAGCAGGCCCAAACGGGAGCAGCAACUGCGACUGCUACUAACGAGUACAAAAUGAGGCAUUUCAGGAGCAAGUCAGUGGCCGAAGGGCGAGCAGAUCACGCUAGCCAAUCGGGGUCUGACACGUCACCAGGGAGGAAAGGCCGUCUCAGUGUCAGGAAUGACGGCGACAGCAGCAGCAGCGCUGCAAAUCCCGCUCACACUUCCACUCACACUCCCACUCACUCUCACUCUCACACUCCCUCUCAUGCUAAGUCCCCAGGCAUUUGGAAUCGAAAAUCUCUCACCUUCCACCACCACCACCAGCGCUCUAAAUCCGUCACCUCUGCUCCGUUGGAUUGCCGGACUGAGCUCGAUACGGACGAGAUCGCAUCACCGAGCCACAGCAGUGGGAGCAGCAGCGUGGCUGUUGGUAGCAGCCGAGGCGGGAACAGACUAGCAGCGGCAGCGGCAGCAGCACCAGGGCCAUCAACGGCAGCAGCAGCAGCAGCAGCAGCAGCAGCAGCAGCAGCAGCAGCAGCAGCAGCAGGAGGAGGAGGAGGAGGAGGAGCAGCAGGAGCAGGAGCAGCUCUGGACGAAUCAGUUCUGUCUGUUCUUAGGUUUGAGCCGAAUGCAGCAGCUGCUAGAAUGCGGGUAGAAUCUGCGAGCGGCGUGUUCCUCUUAUUAGACGCCACUACAGGGCAAAUUCUUGCUGCUAGCGAAGUAGCUACUAGGGAGGCUGGAGCGGCGGGGCCAGAGGCAAAUGAGGGAAUGGGAGACGGGAUGGGGAGAGAGGAACAGCAGCAGCAGCAGCAGCAGCAGCAGCAGGCGCUUGUGGGUCGGUCGAUGUUUGAGUUGACUAACGGCAAGAUGACUAUGGCGAACUGGCAGGCAGCAGUGGGGGCGCUGCCCCCCGACACAGUCACAGACAGCGUCAUCCUCAGAUUUCGAUUCACCCCUCUCGGUGGAGCCGCCACCUCUCUUGCUGCAAUCUCUCGAAGGAGCAGUGGCAGCAGCAACAGCAGCAGUGGCAGGGGUGGUGGUGGUGGUGCUGCUGCUGCUGGUGAGAGUGCUGGUGCUGGUGGCAGGGAUUGGAGAAGCAGCAACGCAGGGGGGGGAGGAGGGGCGUUGUGUGGGCGCAUUGUGGAUCUGCGGCUGAGACGCACUGCCUUACAGCAGGAGGAGCUGCCUCUGCUGGUGGGAAACAUACGCGCCUUCAGGAGAGAGGGGGAAGGGGAGGAGGGGAGGGGGGAGGGGGAGGAAGAAAGAGGGAGGGAGAGGGCAGGGGAGGGGAGGAGGAGAAGGCUGGUGGCUGGGGGGUAUGAGGAGGAAGAAGGAGAGCGGGGGAGGAGAAGAACGGUUGAUGAGGGUUUCGAGGAGAGAGCUGAAAGGGAAGGAAGGGAAGGGAAGGGUAUGAGAGAAGGGAGGGAAGCGGUGUAUGGGAAAGGGGGAGAGGCGAGGGGGCAAAGAGGGGGCCUGGAUCAUAGGCUGCAGGGGCAGAUGGGUCCACAGGAAGGACGGGGUUUUGUCAAUGGGCAGCAUAGGCAGGGUGGUGGUGAUAGUACCAGCGACGAGCAGGGUGGGGGGGGGGUUGAGAGCACAGACGACUACAGUGAUGAUGGUGAGGAGGAGAGUGGGAGCAGCGAAGGACGGCGAGAUUUGUAUCCCCGAGGCGUAGGUAGUAGUGCGGUUGAGAGCGGUGUGAGAGAAAGAGGGAGGGUGAGUGUGGAUGGGAGAGGGGAGGUGUGGAGGGAGAAAGAGGAGGUGAGGAGGAGGGGGAGACGACGAGGGUACAGUAUUGGAAGCCUGGAUGAGCUCUCAGAGCAAAAGCAGCACUUAGAAGGAGUUAGAGGGCCAGGGGUUGGGAAUGUGGACAGAAAAGGAGGGGGCAGGGUUGGUGUGAGUGCAAGGAGGGAUGAUGAUAGGGGGGUGGAGAGUGAAGGGGAAAGGGAAGGUAGGGUGUUUGAAGGGAGGUAUGGGACGGUGGGGAGGAAAGAUGGGGAGGAGGAGAAGGGGGGGAAGAAGAAAGGCGUGCCUUUGAGACUGGGACGGGGAGAGGAGGAAGAGUCUCAGGAGAGGAAGGAGAGGAGCGAGGAGAGGAGGGAUGAGAGGAGGGAGGAGAGGAGGGAGGAGAGGAGGGAGGAGAGGAAGGAUAGGUGGGAAGAGCGGGCGGUGAGGGGGGAGAGGGAGGAGAGGGGGGCAGAGGAUACAAGAAGGGCUACAGGGCACGGGGAUGGGCGCUCUAGUGUGUUGAGUGGUUCCAGUGUGCCUCCCUUUCUCAGGCACCUGAGAUCCAAGAGCUUGGUUGACCUCCCCCGGUGGAGGAGACAGAGGGGGGUGGGAGGAGACGGUAGAGAUGAUAGUACCGAUGUCAGUGGUGACGAUAGUGAUGGUGGUAGUACCGACGAUGAUGAUGAUGAUGAUAAUGAGGAUGAUGAUAACGAGGAUGAUUCUUCUGAUGAUGACGGCGAUAGCAGGGAGGGCAGCAAUGCAAGAAGGGGUCGUAGACCCGCUACUCCCACUGCUCGGGCCAGCAGCAGCAGUACCCCUGGGGCUGCCAGUGCUGCUGGUGCUGCCGGUGCUGCCGGUGCUGCCAGGGGGGCUAUCGACUUCACUCUUUCUCUCUUGGCUCGCCUCAGAACUCAAGCCUCCGCCUCCGCCUCCUCCCGCCCCCUAUUCAAGAAGAAACCGUGCAAGGAAGGUUCCGGGAAGAAGGCGAAACAGCAGGUGACGAUAAUUCGAGUGGAUACUAUUACUGGGGGGAAGAAGAUAAAAGGCAAUGGGGACGGUGGUGAUGGCAGGGGUGAGGAAGGUCGGGGCACUGUCGAGUCGACUCAGGAGCAGAUCAUUCGAGUGAAUACUGUCUCUGGUGAGGCUGGGAUGAGGAGUAAGGGGAGACGGGAUGGUGGUGGUGAUGGCAGGAGUGGUAAUCGGGAUGGUGGAGGUGGCAGGCGUGGUGGUGGCGCGAGUGGUGGUGAUGCCCGGACAGAGGAUUGCAGGGUUGAUGGCAGCAACCGCAGGCACAGCAGCAAAGGCGGCAGUGGCAGUCAGAGCAAGGCAGCACGAAGCAAAGAGAACAGAAGUAGCCAUGGCAGCAGUAGCAGGAAGGGUGUGGCGGGUGCUGGGGCCGUUCUUUGCAACGAUAGUGGUGGCGUGCAGAGAGGGGUGGUAGGGGGGGAAGGGGAACCGGGAGGGGAAAAAGCGGACCAGAGAGGGGGAGGAGGGGGAGGAGGGGGGGGAGGGGGGGGAGGGGGAGGAGGGGGAGGAGGGGGAGGAGGGGGAGGAGCAAGGGGGGGCGGGGGACGAGGCGGACGAGGAGGGGAAAGGGGAGAAGCAGGGACUAGAGGGGGGAAUGCUGAAGCAACUUCUUCCGUCGCCAGUGCUGCGAAUGUCGGUGCUGGUGGGGCCUCAGGGGAAGCAAGGCGAUUAUCCAUGGAACAACAGAGCAGAGUGGUGGAAGGGAGGGAGUGCGAGAAAGACAGGCAGAAGGAGAAGGAGAAGGGGAGGGCUGUGAAGUCACCACGCACCCCCCCUGCUGCAGGAGACGAGGCUACAGCAAGAGACAGGGUCACCCCGCGAGACAGGGUCACCCCGCGAGACAGGGUCACCCCGCGAGACAGGGUCACCCCGCGAGACAGGGUCGCCCCGCGGGACAAGGCAGUGGCAGAGAAAGGAACGGGAGCACCAACGUCCCAAGCUACUGCACCCGCCAGCUCUUGCCGCUCCCAGCCUGCCACCCCUGCACGGCCCGCCAAGGCGCCUUCUGAGACGUCCAAAAGGCAUGCCGUGACACCCUCUGGAACGACCAGCAGGCAUGCCGUGGCCCCUUCCGAGACGUCCCAACGGCGUGCCGUGACGCCAGGAGCCGUGGAGGGGAGGGGGGGUGGCCUGGUGCCAAAGCAGCGCAGUGAAUCCCCCCAGCACCCCCAGUCAAGAACCCCUCGCUCAGAGGCUCCUCAGAAGCCCCGCAGCACUUCCCCCCAGCCCUCACCCUCCCAGCCCCCCCGGUCAAGAACCCCUCGCUCUGAGACGCCUCAGAAGCACCGCAGCGCUUCCCCUCAACCCUCAUCGCCACAAGUCGCUCCCUUGCCUUCGCCCUCUCACCUUCCCUCGCUCUCCCCAACCCCCUCCUCCAGCCGCCUUCCCCCGCUUGUCGGCCAAAAAGGCCACUCCCGCUCUCUGUCCUUCUCUGUAGGCACGCAACCAACCCCCCAGCUGUUUCAAGCGAGUCUUUACCCAAACCAACUAAGCCUGUAUCCCAACCAAUACAGCCCGGAUAUCCACCCUGGCCACUUGGGUCUUUACCCAAGCCAGUUCACUCCUUUCCCUGGUCACUAUGCUCCUUCACCUGCAACAGGGGCUGUUCUUUCCUCCACACACCAAGCACCAAGGCUCUCCGGCCCUUUGGGUCAGCCAAGCCUUCCCCAGUCGAGCCCCUUUCAGAGCCCUCAGACUCCCCCUCCAUUUCAUGGCCCAGCGGCCUCAGGAAGCAAGCAGCAGGGGUCCGUUGCUCCGAGGGUGGGGGGAGGAGGGGUGGGAGGAGAGAGGGCGGCAGGUGGGAGGGCGGUUAGGUCUAGGAGCGUUGAGGAGAUGGGGAGUGUGGUUGUAGGGGGUGUGAGGGACGUGGGUUCGAAUCCUGGUGCUGCCAUUUCUGGUGCUAAUAGUGGUGGUGGUUAUGGCGGUGGCAGUGGCGGUGGCAGUGGUGAUGGCAGUGGUGGUGGUGACGAUAGGGGGCAAGGGAGAGGAGGAGGGGGAGGGGGUGCGGGGGACAGGGGUGCUGUGAGGCGGGGAAGGGGGGUGCCUGGGAGCAGGAGUCUUGAUUGGGAUGUAGUGAUGCGAGAGAGGGAGGAGAGAGAGAGGAGGGAGCAGAGACAGAGGAGAGAGGGGAGGGAGGGGAAGAGUGAGGGGAGGGACGAGAAGGGAGACGGGGAGAGGAAGGAGGAGAGUAUGCGGAGGAGGAGCGAGAGGCAUUCUCUAGGUGCAGCUGACGUGGAGAGAUGGUUGGAUGAUGCUGCUGAAGGGGUGGGGGUAGAGGAGACACCAGCAGCAGUGGAGGAUGACAUGUAUCCUCGUUUAGAGCAGAUUCCGUACAGCUUUGAAGCGCUGCAAAGCUGCUCUGGGCGGCAUGAAACGAUCAGGGGCUAUCCGGGUGCUGUUUCACCAGGUGUCAUGCUGCCAUUGGUCAUGAGCCCAGGAGGAAAUACUUUUGAGUUCGGUGUGUAUGAUGGUGGGGGUGUGCAUGAUGGGGGUAUGUAUGGUGGGGUUAUGCAUGGAGGGUGUGAACAGGACAUGUACAAUAAUGACAUGGCUCCGGGGACGGUUGACAGUAUGGGGGGGAUGGGCGACGGUACCGGGGGGGUGGGUGACCGCGUGGGCGAUUGUAUGGGUGACAAUACCGGCGAUCACGGUAUAGGGGGGAUGCGCGACGGUUUGAGUUUUGGUGGUGGAGAAGGUGUGUGGCUGCACACAAACAACCAUGGGGAGCAGCAACAACAGCUACAGCAACAGCUGCAGCAGCAGCGGCAGCAGCAGCAACAACAACGGCAGCAGCUGCCGCAGCAACAGCAGCAGCGGCAGCAGCUGCCCAAGUCUCCCCAGUACCAAUCCACGUCUUUUACUAUUUCCUCCCCUUAUUUGCCUGUCGAAGGCAGGUGUUUUUCAGCAUCAACCACACCCACCUACAGUGCAGCAGCAACACGGGCACUGAUGGCUGGAACAGCUUCUCAUGCACCUCCCCCUUCCCCUGUCCUCCAUACAAGCUACCUCGAUUCUCCCUACCUGUCUCCAUCGCACCAUGCUGCACAGCUGCAGCCAACAUACAACGAUGCAUCGAAUGAGGAUACGCCAUAUCAUGAUACACCAGGCCGCGAUAGGUCAUCCCAUGACACACCAUACAGCGCCGCACAGUACAAUGACACAUCAUGCCAUGACACGUCAUGCUAUGACAUGGCGUAUCAUGUCCUUGCCAGUCCACCCACGUCAGCAACUGCCAAUGCAAUUCCACCAGUGCAUUCUGGGGCCCCUUCUGGUGGUGACUGUUCAUCCUCAGGUGAUUUUUCAAGUGGUGAUCAGCAAGUCAGGGAGGCACAGCAGCACGCAAACAGGGCUCACCAUCAGCAUUCCCGCAGCAUUGCUCUUGGGAUGAUUCAUCAGAUGGCAAUGAUGGAUGCUCCAGGCUUUGAUUUGGCAGCUCUCGAUUUAUACCAGCAGCACCACCAUCAGCAGCAGCAGCAGCAGUCACAACUCACAUGGGGGUAUGGGUUGUUGAACUAGGGCGCAGAUUUUUAUGCGUAGAGAAGUUUGAGUAUAUCCAUGUUUUCCCUUGGUUCUAUUGUGAAUACAUUUGUUGAGGGGGCGAGUCGAUUGAGCAACUAUCUCGUAGCAAAAACUGGUGACUAGCUAUGAUGUGCGCAAUUCUUCCUUUUAU
This is a messenger RNA of Closterium sp. NIES-67, 7597 nucleotides long. The record is from the annotation of a GenBank genome assembly. NCBI's taxonomy places the organism in Eukaryota, Viridiplantae, Streptophyta, Zygnematophyceae, Desmidiales, Closteriaceae.